UAGUCGCAGCGCCUGCAACCCGCAACAGCCCGCAAGCAGCAACGUACGAAGAGUAUCAAGCGAGCGUUUUGUUCAUCGUACCCUCCUCCCAUCCAUCCUAACGACGAGGAUAACAAUGAAUUUCCAGAGAUGACAAUUUAACGGACUGCGUCUAUCAACAACCAGCAGGAUCAAGCCGGAGAGAAUUUUAAAAGACGCUCCAUCCGCUUUUGCGCUUUCUCUCCGACAACGAUAGCCUAUCAGUCCAAGAAUAACAGGAAGUAAUAAGUUUUUAUUUCUAAAAUGCCACCUUCCAAAAUACUGAAUGCACACGCUAAGGCAACCACGACCAACACUAUUAGUGGGGUUGUAACACGACGAGGGCUAGCUACCCGACAUACCAAUUCAAAUAUUAAUGCACCAGUGCAAGUUCAAAUACAAGUACAAAAAUCACAACCUAUUCUGUUCAAAGAUACAAGAAUUAAGAGGAAAGCAGACGCAUCUCCACUAAAGGACAAAGUAGCAAAGCGAUCUGCUCUUGGUAACAUUACAAAUGCAAUAGGAAAAACUAUAGGGGUUCAAAUUCAUGAUACAAAGAGAGUAACGAAAAAAUUUGCUGUUAACCAUCAACAUAUUAAGACUGUUGGUCAAACCACAAAUAUAGUAAAGCCUUUAGAUAAAAUUUUACCAAAGCAAGACAAUCAUAUUCAUGGAAAACAAAAGCAAUCCCAACAACAGCAUAUAGCACGUAUUAAGCCUUCUACAAAGAAAGAAGAGGAUAUUAAGAUAGAAGCGCAGAACAAAGCUGUUAUUAACUUGAGGCGGAGCGUAGAAACAGAAAAAUCGGACGAAAGUUCUUUGUACGUCAGUGCCUUGGAAUCACUAUCAGAGGAGAAUGCCAAACGGUUAUCGCGGACAAAUAAAGAGCAAGAAAAGAAAACUACAGCGGGAAACAAACAAGCGGUUCCUCCUGUUCAAGAGGAAUCCACUGCCCCAACGACUCGUAACCCGAUCCCCAACAGAGUUUUACCAGCGGGCGUGCAAUGGGAUUUCGACGUGGAAAACUGGAAUGACCCAUACCAGGUGUCACAUUACGCUAUGGACAUUUUUCAGUAUUUAAAGGACCGUGAGCGUCUCUUUCCUGUGACGGAUUACAUGGAGCGUCAAGUGUGCCUGUCGCGAUGGAUGCGUGCUCUUCUCGUCGACUGGAUGGUCGCGGUACAAGAGUCCUUCGAACUCAACCACGAAACUCUCUACUUGGCUGUGAAAUUGGUCGAUCUCUAUUUGACCAAGGUUACUGUAGGAAAAGAAACACUGCAGUUGCUUGGAGCCGCUAGUCUAUUUAUUGCUAGCAAAUACGACGAAAGAAUUCCUCCAAUGAUAGAAGACUUUUUGUAUAUAUGCGACGGUGCUUAUAAUAGUAAAGACCUCGUGCGAAUGGAGAUAAGUAUUCUCAAAGUGAUGGACUUCGACCUUGGAAUACCUUUAUCCUACAGAUUCUUGCGACGUUACGCCAGGUGUGCUAAGGUCUCGAUGCCAACGCUGACGUUGGCCCGUUAUAUUUUGGAGUACUCGCUGAUGGACUAUGCGACGAUAUCUUUGAGCGAUAGCAAAAUGGCGGCCACGGCUCUUUUCAUUGCGUUACAAAUGAAAGAAUUGGGAGGCUGGACACCUACGUUAGAAUAUUACACGGGAUAUAAAUUGGUCGAUUUUAAGGAUGUUGUUCUCAUCGUGAACGAGAAUCUGCUCAGGAAGCACAAAGAUGCACUUGCAACUGUCCGAAACAAAUACACUCAUAAAAUAUUUUUCGAAGUAGCAAAGGUGCCAUUGAAAGAACAUCUAGACUUGUAAAAACUCUAGUGUAAAAUGUAAGUAUUAGAGUCUGUAAAAUGAGUGUCAUACGUGUUGGUUACGUGGUUCAUUUCAGAGCCAAAAUUUAGACUGCGUGAAAAUCUAAGUUUAACACUCAGUUAGCAACAAAACGAGAUACUCACGGACAUCGAACCGCGUCCAUCAGUGUUCCUGCGAAGCAUGUGUGAUACGCGGUUGAUAAAGAGCCUUGGACUCUAUUGGUGUAAUCAAAUUUUUAAUUUUAAGAUACAGCUAUAUUGGAAAUGGCUCGAGAUGGAUGAUGGAGUUUGUAUAAUUUUAUAUAGAUUUAUACAUUGAGUGGCCAAUAUGUCGCUCAAUAAUUUAAGCUAUUUGGAUUUUAUAUUCGUUGAAAAAUCUAUUAUAGCGUCAUACUUUUCUAUAUUGCUCUUGAAUUUUGACAGGCUUAUAGGGAUGCCUUUCUUAGACAUUUUUUUUAUUGUAUAAGUUUUUGUUUGUUUAAUUUUUUAAAAAAGUUUAAUAUCCGUCAAAAGUCCUCUGUCCAUUUUCAAUAAUCCGCAUGAAAUAGGUCAUGUUACAAACAAUUUUAACAGUGUCACGCUAUAAGGUGACCAUGAAAUAGAAAAAAAAAGAAUCAAAAUUUUUAUAUAAUGAAAUAAAACGUACGUUAUUUCGAAUUGAUUCUAUCAUGGACUAAAAUAAAAGUGUAGCGCAUUUUUUUGCGUUGUUGUGACAGACUGAUAAUGAUAUUAAUGUAUGUUUUUUAAUCAUACGACACAUCCAUUUUCAAAUUAAAGUUGCAUGAACUCGAUGUAUAAAUGAGUUAUCCUUUUUCUCACAAUCUUACCCAGUAAUUUAUCCAAGUAUGAUUUUGCCAGUAUGAAUAUCGUGAAAUCAAUUGAAAAGAUACUCUAAAUUUUUCAGCUUGAUUCAUCGUUAUUUUGAUCUACUAAAAAAAUUAGCAUCGAGCGAUAUGUAACGCUUAAAAAUAUGAUAAUCAAUUUUUAGAAAGGCAAUAUCAUCUAAAUGUGAUAAGAUAAAUUACGAUAUUUGAUUUCUUCACUAUAAGAAUGUUGCUGCAAAUUGGACGUGUAAACUUUUCUUAAGCAAUGAAUCAAAUUGGUUAUUUUUAUGACUAAAAUGUAAUUUUUAUGAUCAAAUAUACCAUAAUACGACUGAGAUAUUAAAUAUUCGACUUCAAACGACUUUUAUAACUUGCGAUUUUCUUAAAUCGAUAAACGACUCGAUUGCCAAUGCCAUUGUUUUAUAAUAAAAACCGUACGUGUACAUAAGAACAAAGCUGCCAUUGUUCAGAAAUAAAUGCUGCACGAUGUACAUAAUGUUAUAAUAUAUUUACUAUCAGUGGAUGUACUAUUAUUGAAUAUUUUGGGCAACAAGUGUGUAUGUGUAAAAUUAUAAAUGUGAC
Phymastichus coffea is the source of this 3235-nucleotide messenger RNA. RefSeq names its product G2/mitotic-specific cyclin-B3 (gene CycB3). The record is from RefSeq and is a predicted model, not a curated record. The coding region runs from base 283 to 1830 and encodes 515 amino acids. The transcript is spliced from 7 exons. Gene Ontology annotation, molecular function: cyclin-dependent protein serine/threonine kinase regulator activity. Gene Ontology annotation, biological process: mitotic cell cycle phase transition; regulation of cyclin-dependent protein serine/threonine kinase activity. Gene Ontology annotation, cellular component: cyclin-dependent protein kinase holoenzyme complex; centrosome; nucleus. NCBI's taxonomy places the organism in Eukaryota, Metazoa, Arthropoda, Insecta, Hymenoptera, Eulophidae.